AGAGAAAGGAGGAAGGAGGAUAUUGCUUUUCGUGAUGCUACAGUAGCUUAGGCCAGGAUGUAUCAGCUACAUUGACAUGGUGGGUGAUUCUGCUACAUCGCUCUGUAACAGCAUUCUGCCAGUCUGCAACAUCAUUCGGCUGCUCUGUUAGUAAAUGACAAGAGGGAGGAUGCUCCAAUAAAGGAAAGCAGAUUGAUGUGAGAGACAGGAAAAGGAGGAUUUGUAAAGAAGAGGACUAUGAAAUCUGGGUACCCACAUCCAGCAUCUCCAAAAUGAUGAAGACAGAGGGUAAGACUUCAGGAGGUGGGCCCAGAAGCUCAUCCCCACAUAGAAAUGCCUAUGAGGUUGGGGUGCAGGCGGUGCGCCCUGGCAAGGAUGGGAAUCCAGAGCCUGAAUCAGAGGAGGCCUGGAAAUCACGGUGCAAAUAUGGUUCAAAUGUCCAUCGUAUUAAAAACAUGUUCCUACAGAUGGGAACAGGUCCAGCAGGAGAGGCAGAAGCAGGACGGGUGAAAGAAAAGCCUUCACGGCUUACGUUGCCGCGGGCCGGCAGCCUGAAUGAGAAUGUCAACCACAGCGCCCUUUUAAAGCUAGGAACAAGUGUGUCAGAGAGGGUGAGCCGCUUUGAUACCCCUUCAGACAGACCUCCAUCCAAAUUGCAGGAGGCACGGCGUGUGUUUGAGCGGAACCUCCAAGAAAAAGAGACCACCAACCGGAUUUUCCUGCGCAAGGAGAGGGGUGGAUUCCAAGAUCGAAAAUUGGAUGUGGUGGUGAGAUUUGGUGGAAGUACAGAGUCACUUGACAAGUUAGACACAGAUGCUGUUUCUCCUACUGUCAGCCAGUUAAGUGCUGUCUUUGAAAAUGCAGACCUUCGAAACAACCUCCAUAAAAUCCCCAUCAAAGGUCCUAAUACUCGUCGCACUAGAAUCCUCCAGCCAGAGAAUAGCAAACCUGUAGAAGAGAAGAAGACUUUAGCAAAGGUAGUGGAUGUUACCCAAAAGGCACCCACUAUCCCGGAAAUAUGUAAAAUCAAACCAGUGGAGGUGGAAGAGAGUGGGGAGUCAGAAACAGAUGUGAUAAAAGACACAGAGGUAUCCAAAUUGGAGGUGACUGUCAGUGCUGGAACAGAGAAUGGGGGUUCAGAGGUCAAAGGGGUAAGUGUGAGAGAGGGAGAGUUCGAGAAAGAGGUAGAAGGAGAAGUAGCAGAGGAUGACUACAAGAGGGAAGACUGGUCUGAGGUGAUAGAGCUCAGCGCCUACAGUGGACUUGGGGAGGAUUCAGGAGGCAGUGGCUUGGAGGAAGAUGAGGAUGGGUUUUAUGAGGCAGUCACUGGUUGUCUUGAGAUCGAGGGCCUCUCUGAAGAAGAGGAGACAGCCCCUAGCAGGAAAAUACGAUUCAGCACGGCACCCAUUAAGGUAUUCAGCACAUAUUCUAAUGAGGAAUAUGACCGUCGUAAUGAUGAUGUAGAUCCCAUGGCAGCGUCUGCAGAAUAUGAGCUGGAGAAACGCGUGGAAAGGUUGGACCUGUUCCCUGUGGAGCUGGAAAAAGAUUCGGAAGGACUUGGCAUCAGUAUUAUUGGUAUGGGUGCAGGAGCUGACAUGGGGCUGGAGAAACUUGGUAUAUUUGUGAAGACAGUAACAGAGGGGGGAGCAGCUCACAGAGAUGGCAGAAUUGAGGUAAACGAUCUGCUGGUGGAAGUUGAUGGUACAAGUUUAGUUGGUGUCACUCAAUCCUUUGCUGCUUCUGUUCUGAGAAAUACAAAAGGUCGUGUCAGGUUCCUGAUUGGUCGUGAGAAGCCUGGGGAACAGAGUGAGGUGGCUCAGCUGAUUCAACAGACAUUGGAGCAGGAGAGAUGGCAGAGAGAAAGUAUGGAACAGAGAUACAAUCAGUGUAAUGAAGAAGAUGAAGAGACAGGAGAGUAUGCCACAGAUGAAGAAGAUGAAGAGAUGAGCCCCAUGUUCCCGGGUGGUGAGAUGGCUAUUGAAGUAUUUGAGCUGCCUGAAGGAGAGGACACACUUUCCCCAGUAGAUAUGGAUCCUGAGAAACUGGUGCACAAAUUUAAAGAGCUUCAGAUCAAACAUGCUGUCACAGAGGCUGAGAUUCAACAGCUAAAAAGAAAGCUGGCAGGCCUGGAGCAGGAGCGAUCUCGCUGGCGAGUGGAGAAAGUCCAGCUGCAACAGAGUGUCCAGGAGAACAGGGAGAGGGUGGAGAAGCUACAAGGGUACUGGAUGGAGGCACAAAGCUUGUGCCAAGCUGUGGAUGAGCACCUGAAGGAGACUCAAGCUCAACAUCAGGGACUGGAACGCAAAUACAGCAAGGCAAAGAGACUCAUCAAAGACUACCAACAAAAGGAGCAGGACUUCUUGAAGAAAGAGGAAAUGCAGAAGCAGUCAUUGGAGGAGGUGGAGACAGCGCAUGCAGCAGAAAUCCUGAGGCUGCAGGACAAGGUCUCAGAGUUGGAAAAAAAGCUCCUCACUCUUCAGUCUCCAAUCCUCCCAUAAAUCCAGUGUUAUAAAGGGUGGGAGUAUUGGGCAGGUGACUACACUUGCAGGAUGUCUCCGCACCCAGUGAAGGGACCACAGACACUUGCUUCCUUUCUGCUGCUCAUUUUUUGCCCCCAUUAUUGGGGGUUAGGAGUAUUAUUCACUGGGAUCUGAACUUAUGAUUAUGAUGCGCAAAGGCAUUUUUAAUGGACCUAACUGGGAUCUCAGCUGGAUGUGUGUUGACUGUGACUAAGUGGCCUGUGCUUUCUGGUUGCCACUUACUGCUCCAUGGCCUUUGUUUAGUGAUGGCCUUGUUAUGUCUAAGGGACCCUGGUGGCUCUUUAGAUUCUUGAUGGCCAAGUGGCUCUGGUAGAAUGUGCGGUGGCUGUGGCCCUGUGUCCUGGACUCUGCGUGUCUCUGUAAUGUGUCCGUGAUGGUGGUCUGUGUCUAUUAUUGCGCUAGAGAUCAUGAUGUGUGCCCCAUUCAUCUUACUAUCCCCUCCUGCUCCCUUGAAGGUCUACACCCUCCCUCUCUCAUACUCUUAUACUUUCUCAUACAUAGAGUGAUUGGCUGUUAAAAAUACAAGAGUCAAAGAAGUAAUGUCUGUGCACAGUGAGGUAAUAUAGCUGUGAAUGGUGUGUGUCUGAACAACAAGGCUUGCUGUUUGUGUACAUGAUGUAAUGUGUAUAUGAAAAGUCAAGCUUAAUCAAAAACACACACAUUUACACAGACACAAGUAACAUAAUGUAUAUACAUACAUAUACACACACACUCUUACAUGCGUACAUAUGUACAUACAUAUAGUCGAUUUGAUCCAGACUGUAAAUCUUAGAUACCAACAAGGUUAGGUAAACAAAAACGACUACCUGCAAAGUGACAUCUGAGCCCAUUAAGAAAUCACACGCACACAGCAAAGUGUCUGUAACAUUUUAACAUAUACUAGGUGUGUGUCUGAGGAGUUAGAUUAGGCAGUGUGUGUAUAUAUUAGUGUAGGGUGUGUACCUGCCCGAUGUAUAUAGCUCUGUUUAACUGAGAGCCAGACUUUGUCACUGACAUCACUACCUGCACCCAUACGGCUGAUGCCAACAUGGUAACGAUAUUAUGUCCUGGCAAGAAAUCUGCCUGUUGCCAUAUCCACUGCAGGCGACACACUCAUGUGGAGACUAUAGCAGAAAAUAUUGCAGUAAAUCAAGAAGGAAGAAAUAGGCAUACAUUUGACUUCUAUAAUUUAAAAUUUUAACUUUUCCCUAAAAUAGUGGGAAAUUUGUAUAUUUUGAACAUGGGACAUAGAGGGGGAGGGGUAAUACGAGGACCAAUCCAAGACUGUUUGAAUGGUUGAUGGGGGGGAGGGGGGAGUGAGUAAUAUAGUGCCAAAUUAAUAUCUGUUUAUUUAUUGCUCUGUUAUUGAGAAAACAGGAAUAUUGGAAAUUAUGUAUAAAUAUGUGACAUGGGUCCACUACGGGGAUGAAAACAAUCAAAACAUUUGUGCGAGUUAAUGGAUCAUGAACAAAAAAAAUCUUGGCAUUAAACUAAACCUAAUUCUG
Molecule: messenger RNA, 4024 nt
Organism: Bombina bombina (fire-bellied toad)
Lineage: Eukaryota; Metazoa; Chordata; Amphibia; Anura; Bombinatoridae
Gene: PPP1R9B
Product: protein phosphatase 1 regulatory subunit 9B
Exons: 10
Coding region: 273-2498 (741 amino acids)
Biological process (GO): calcium-mediated signaling; actin filament organization; neuron projection development
Cellular component (GO): postsynaptic density; dendrite; cytoplasm
Molecular function (GO): actin filament binding
Source: RefSeq, a predicted model, not a curated record